Prunus armeniaca (apricot) is the source of this 687-nucleotide messenger RNA. NCBI's taxonomy places the organism in Eukaryota, Viridiplantae, Streptophyta, Magnoliopsida, Rosales, Rosaceae. The record is from the annotation of a GenBank genome assembly.
AUGGAGACCGUGAGAGCGAGCAAAGCGAAGACGAAAGGCCUCAACGACAAGCUGUCUCUCGAAGAUUACCUUCUCCUCAUUCAAUCUCACUCCCACCUCCAUCUCACCAAACUUCAUCUCAAUCAGAUCAUCAGCAUGCACGGUUACAAGAAACUCCACAAAGUUCCCAAGAAACUUCUAAACGACGCCGUGAGCACACUGACCCUGGUCGAGCCGAGCCGCUCUACGCUCAGAAAGUACGUCUCUCCCUUGGUCAUCACUACGCUCGAGGACGUGGUCGCCGACCUCGACCACCUCAACUGGAAAGAGUGCUGCAUCACCUCCAUCGAAACUCUGAGCUCAUGGCAAAACGCCCACUCUUCCCUUCCUCUGACGAGCCCUCAACAGGACGUCGUCCGCUACAGCAAGCAUCAACCAUCGGCGCUCCUGGCCCUGGAUUCGACACCCUACGUCGCCGUUUCUGCUCCUGACGGCGCUUCGUUGCCGUCUAGAGCUUCAGAGACCGCUCGUCAUCCAGCGAAGAAAUUGGCGCCGAAGAGGAAGAGGAAGACGUUGCCGAGAGGCGGCGGUGGAGGUGGCGCUCAUGCCGCUUUGGAUUCUGUUUCCACCCAGAGCAAUUUUCAGUCCUUCGCGUUGUCGUGGCGGGGUUUUGGUACAGGAUUUGUGCUCCCUCAGUGGGUUAGUUAA